Molecule: messenger RNA, 2322 nt
Organism: Elgaria multicarinata webbii
Lineage: Eukaryota; Metazoa; Chordata; Lepidosauria; Squamata; Anguidae
Gene: DIPK2B
Product: divergent protein kinase domain 2B
Exons: 5
Coding region: 21-1319 (432 amino acids)
Source: RefSeq, a predicted model, not a curated record
AGUUAGGUUAGAACCGGCAGAUGUUAGAGAUGAGGUCUUGGCUGCAUCACCUUUCCUUCAAAUUGCUGCUUUCUCUUCUGUGUUUGAGUCUGAAGCUCAGCUCUUUCUUAGAUGCAACAGUUUCCCCAUCUCCAGGGCCCCGGGUCAAACCUAGCUACAGUUUUGGUCGGACUUUUUUGGGACUUGAUAAAUGCAAUGCCUGCAUUGGAACAUCCAUUUGCAAGAAAUUCUUUAAAGAAGAAAUAAGGUUUGACAGCUGGCUUUCUUCCCAUUUAAAACUCCCACCCAACUACCUUUCCUGCUACACUGGGAACUACUCAGAUGACACCAAAAAUUGGCGGCCAGUUGAGAUCUCCAGAUUAACCACAAAAUACCAGCAUGACCAAUCAGACAAGAAGAUUUGUACUUCCCUCACCAAUGCUAAAAGCUGCAGCAUUGAACAUGCCUUAUGGAAGACAGAAAGAUUCCAGAAAUGGCUGAAGGCAAAACGCCUCACCCCUCUCCUGGUUCAGGGCUUGGGUACAGCAAUGCUUCGCUGCCCAUCACAACGGCUGCUGGACCGAAUAGUACGGCGCUAUGCAGAAGUGUCAGAUGCUGGUAGCAUCUUCAUGGACCAUUUUACAGACCGGGAUAAGCUGCGCCUCCUCUACACGCUGUCAGUUAACACGCAUCCCAUUAUGUUGCAGAUCUUCCCUGGAGCAGAAGGGUGGCCAUUUCCAAAAUACUUGGGGUCCUGUGGCCGGCUGAUUGUCACUACCAGCACCAGACCUUUGAAGGAAUUUUACGGCUUAUCUCCUGACAUAGCAGCCGACCUCGCUCUCCAGCUCCUCGCUAUUAUUGAUUCCAUGAGCAAUAACGACCUGCAUUAUUUCUUCUACUUCACCCGUGUCGAUGCUGGCACAUUUGGCGUUUUCAGUGACGGACAUCUGUUUAUUCGGGAUGCCAGCACACUGGGAGUCAUUGACAAGCAGGAAGAAGGGAGCCAGUUGAUGGACGGACAGCAGAAACAUAAGGACAUAUUUAGCUGCUUGGUUACAGAUUGCCAGUCUGUGCUUCCCUCCUGCAGUUCCACCAGGCAUACCCAGAGCCUCACCAUGGUGUGUGAGGGACUUCUGCCUAAGCUCUUAAAGGGAACAUUUCUGCCUCCUGUGCAGCAGAAGAUUGACGGCGCUCUAGACGUCUGUGGAGACAGCUCUCUCCCUGUCCAAGAGGUUAUCAUGGCAGCUCAGGUGCUGGUAGAGACUCUGAAACCUCUGCAGACAUGUGAUUCCCGUUUUGCCUACCGCUACCCUGACUGCAAAUACAGUGCCAAACACUAAACUAAUGGUUUCCUCAGAUACUGGGGCUCCCAACUACAUACCUCAUCUGCCUUUGAAAUUAAAAGAACAGAAUCUGCCAGCAAAUGCCUUAGCAGGAUAUGAUCACGAAUUUUGCUCCCACUGGAUGCUCACUGUGCUGAUGUUCUCUGGUGAGACACUGGGGCUUUUUGGCUUUACUCUUCAAGGGCUCAUAAAGUUAGGAUUGGAGUACCUGUGUGACUAAGUACCUCUGAGACGCUUAUCAUUGGCCAUGUUCUACAUUUUCAUAUUUACCUCACCUUACUGAAUCCUUUCAACAGAAGUAUGGACACCUCACAAGCUGGUUGCUGAAAAGUGUGCUGUCCAGAGGAAGUCUUCUAGAACCCCUCCCAAGGUGUGCUGAUCCAUGGUUAUGAUAUGGAUUAUUUCCUCUCUAGGAAGCUUUCUAUAGCGGCAUUAAAAGCAACUCUUGAAUAAACUCUAAUUGACUUUGAUGACCAUUUGUGGAAGAUGGGAUCAGUUGACUCCCUCAAGACAAGAGAGACCCACUACUCUUUUUCAGGUCACUUGUUCCUCGCAUCCAUUUCUAGCAGAAACUUGAAUGGUGGAGGCUGGGGGCUCCUGUUUCAGUGGAGUGGUUUCACUCUGGUUUCAGUCAGAACCAAACAGAACUCUAAAGGAACUAUCCAAGGUGCUGAAUCCUAGCCCCAGAAAUAGGAGCCACCAGCCUCCACUGAACUUGAAACAGGCAUGGAAAACCCCAACUCUCUGACCUCAAGCUGUCUCUCCCUUUCGUUCCCUUCUCUUUGGGGCUAACUUCUGGGGUUCAAUAGCUGCUCACUGGGCCCUCACCAUCCAGCAGCCUCCACUUCAUCUUCUUCCAUCGGGUGCAUGAAAUUGCACUGUUCUUUAUUUCACCUUCCUAUCCAGAGCAAUUUCAUUUGUUCCCAUGGGCGGCUGACCCAGGCUCCUGUGGAGGCAGAGACAAAUUGAUUGAAAAGGUUUACCCAGCCACAGAAGGAGU